AUGGUCACACACAAAGGUGAAGGGAGAAAGAGAAGUGGAGAAGACGAAGGAAUCUUGGACGAAUAUUCUAGUGGGACGAAAUUUGCUCCCACAGAGGUCAAGGAGGCUUUCGAGGACGUGGAAGAGGACGCCAAGGAGUGUCCCAAGAAGGGGAAUGAAACAAAAUCCAUUAUAGCUAAAACUAAAGAAGAGUUGUUGCUGAUGGCAUAUGUGGAAGUCAAGGGAAAACAAAUCAACAACACAUGGUAUUUGGAUUCAGGCUGUAGCAAUCACAUGAGUGGAACCAAGAAGAUGUUCACCAAACUUGAUGAGAAGUUCAGGGAGAAUGUAAAGCUUGGUAAUGACUCAAGCUUAAAAGUACAAGGAAAAGGAGAUGUCAAAAUUAAAGUCAAUGGUGCUGUACAAAUCAUAUCAGGUGUGUUCUGUGUGCCUGACUUUAGAAGUAAUCUGAUCAGCCUUGGUUAG
Molecule: messenger RNA, 465 nt
Organism: Prunus armeniaca (apricot)
Lineage: Eukaryota; Viridiplantae; Streptophyta; Magnoliopsida; Rosales; Rosaceae
Source: the annotation of a GenBank genome assembly